Molecule: messenger RNA, 734 nt
Organism: Telopea speciosissima
Lineage: Eukaryota; Viridiplantae; Streptophyta; Magnoliopsida; Proteales; Proteaceae
Product: late embryogenesis abundant protein 18-like
Exons: 3
Coding region: 197-697 (166 amino acids)
Biological process (GO): embryo development ending in seed dormancy
Source: RefSeq, a predicted model, not a curated record
GUAUCAAGUCAAGAGAGCAAAGCUGCAGCCCAUAUUGGCUAUAAAGAGUGAGUGAGAGAGAGAGGGAGGGAUAUGCUUGUUCUGGAUCAGAUUUUGAUCUUCUUGUACUCUCUUCUUUGAAACUAUUGGUAAGACCUCUUGUUUGAAUCCGUUUUGACUUGACCUUGAGUUGUUGGUAGAGAAAGAAAACCCUAAAAUGAAUGCAGCGAAGGAGAAGGUGAGUAACAUGGCCAGUGCUGCUAAGGAGCACGUUAACAUUGCUCGUGCCAAGGCCGAAGAGAAGGCGGAGAAGGCAGCAGCGAGGACGUCAGAGGAGAAGGAGAUAGCCCAUGAAAGAAGGAAGGUGAAGGAAGCCCAAGCCAAGAUGGAGCUUCACCAAGACAAAGCUGAGCACAAAGCCGAGCGACUGGAUGCGAAGCAACACUCUCACCCCUACGGUCAGCAUCACCACCACCAUCAACACGGCCAAUACCCGACAGCCGGUGGGCAGUAUCCCAUGGGCGGUGCCACCAUUACAGGAGCGGCUCCGACGACCAGUACCACGGGUCCUACUUACCCCGUUGGAGGAUAUCCUCCUCCACAACAAAAUCUAAUACUGAGAUCCCCUCAUUCCUCUCUCCAAAGUCAUAUCCUCCAUGUACAACUUCAUAGCCUCAGCAAUCUCUCCCAACAUGUCCAUUCAAAUCAACCCUUAUAAUAGUCUUUUCUCCUUGAUUAAAAGCUUGCACAAAUCC